Carcharodon carcharias (great white shark) is the source of this 5506-nucleotide messenger RNA. RefSeq names its product band 4.1-like protein 3. Gene Ontology annotation, cellular component: cytoskeleton; plasma membrane. Lineage: Eukaryota; Metazoa; Chordata; Chondrichthyes; Lamniformes; Lamnidae. The record is from RefSeq and is a predicted model, not a curated record. Bases 361 to 4257 code for a protein of 1298 amino acids. Gene Ontology annotation, molecular function: structural molecule activity; actin binding. The transcript has 28 exons. Gene Ontology annotation, biological process: cortical actin cytoskeleton organization.
CAGUGUAACACUGCGCACAGACAAACAAGUCACCGUCCUUCCACACCGCCCCCCCCGCCCCCAGCACAGCCAAGCCAAGCCGACAGGGAAGUAAGUGGCCGCUCUGCUUCAGAGGGAGACCGGCUGCAGGCGCCGAGAGCUGAAGCCGGUCGAGCGCAGUGAUUUGGCAGGACCCCCCGCUGCUGGAAGCCGCUGGAGAGGCGGCGUGGCCCCGGCUCAGGGAGGAAGCUGCUCAUCGGGCUCGGUCACCGGGGCUCGGCUCGGCUCGGCUACAAGGACGCGCAAGAUAUGUGUACGUGUUACUACACGAAAAGAGGGAGAUCCUUGCGUGAUUCAUUUCUUUGGGAUUAAUUUACAAUCAUGACAACGGAACCGGGCUCAGACUCUGAAUCAAAGCAGGAUCAAGAACAGAAGGAAGCCUCUGAAAAGAAAGAAGCAGCAGCUGAACAACAGCAAAGUGACGCGCAUCAGGAGGAAGACGGUAUCGACAGCCCCCCUGCAGGAAUUGGCAAUUCUGAGACAAAGGAGCAAAUUGGUGAACGAGAAAAGGAGGCAGACGGAGCUUCUGGUAAACUUACUGUGGGUCAGCAGGACGACCACCAGACUGAGGACGACAAACUCUCCCAAAAAUCCUCUUCCAGCAAGUUAUCUAAAUCUCCUCUCAAAGUUGUGAAAAAACCAAAGAACAUGCUGUGCAAAGUGACCCUACUAGAUGGCUCUGAACACACAUGUGAAGUUGAGAAACGUGCAAAGGGACAGGUUCUCUUUGACAAAGUCUGUGGGCAGCUCAAUCUUCUGGAAAAAGAUUACUUUGGUUUGACAUUUCGGGACUCUGAAAAUCAGAAGAACUGGUUGGACCCAGCCAAGGAAAUUAAAAAGCAAAUCAGAAGUGGUUUGUGGCAGUUUGCAUUCAAUGUAAAGUUUUACCCUCCGGAUCCUGCCCAGCUCUCUGAGGACAUCACCAGGUAUUACUUGUGUCUGCAGCUGAGGGAUGAUAUUGUCUCUGGACGAUUGCCAUGUUCUUUUGCCACACAUGUAUUGCUUGGUUCCUACACUGUCCAAGCAGAACUUGGAGACUAUGACCCAGAUGAAUAUGGCACUGACUACAUCAGUGAGUUUCGCUUUGCUCCGAAUGAAACUAAGGAACUGGAAGAAAAGGUGAUAGAACUACACAAAAGCCACAAGGGUAUGACACCGGCUGAAGCAGAGAUGCAUUUUUUGGAGAAUGCCAAAAAGCUGUCCAUGUAUGGAGUGGAUCUACAUCAUGCUAAGGAUUCUGAAGGAGUUGACAUCAUGCUUGGUGUGUGUGCCAGUGGCUUGCUGAUUUACAGAGACCGGCUAAGAAUAAACAGAUUUGCCUGGCCCAAGGUUCUCAAGAUCUCGUACAAACGGAAUAACUUCUAUAUCAAAAUCCGACCCAGUGAACAUGAGCAAUUUGAGAGCACCAUUGGGUUUAAACUUCCAAACCACAAAGCAGCAAAAAGGUUGUGGAAAGUGUGCAUUGAGCAUCACACAUUCUUUAGACUCGUGUCUCCUGAGCCACCUCCAAAAAAGUUCCUUACAUUGGGCUCAAAAUUCCGCUACAGUGGAAGAACACAAGCCCAGACACGGAGAGCCAGUUCUCUUAUAGACCGCCCUGCACCAUACUUUGAACGCUCUUCCAGCAAACGCUACACCAUGUCACGUAGCUUAGAUGGAGCGUCUGUAACUGAGAACCAUGAGAUGCUCAUAAAGGACUCCAUUUCAGCUUCUGAAGUAGCCACUGGUCAUUAUGGUGCGGCCAAGAGCCUAGUCUCAACUAAUCUAAUAACUACAGUGACGCCAGAGAAGAAGGCAGAAGAGGAGAAAGCAGAGGAAGAGGAGAAAAAAGCAAAGAUUGAUGUUACUCCAUCACUCACACCGGUCAAGCAUGAAAUAAAGACCUCAUUCUUUGGCACAGAUUCAUUUUGCUCUUCCUCUUGCUCUCUGCCUUUGCACUGUGACUCUCCUGUGUCAUCAAUGAGUGUUCAUAGGAGAUGUACAGAGAAUGUUUCAAAAUCAGCUAGUUGUCUUAAGGCUGAAGACCCCAGAAGUACUUCUCAUCCAUUAUUGGACUAUGAUUCUUCAAACUAUGUUGAUAAAAAAGCAAUGGGAUUUAAAAGGGACCAAGAUCUAGGGCCUAAAUCUAGGAAAGGAGGAACCUUGUUUUCGUUCUCCUUGCAUCUCCCAGCAUCAUUCUCUUUGCUAGAUGAUGAUGGCUACCUUACCUUCCCUAGCUUCUCUGAUGCCAGUUUCUUACCUGAAAGUUUCCAACGUUAUCUGCCCAUUCAAUCCCCAUCACUUGUCCCCUGUUUUCUUUUCAUUUUCUUCUUCCUGCUCUCAGCCUCUUUCUCUGUACCUUUGGCUCUCACUCUCUCCUUCCCUCUUGCUAUAUGCCUGUGCUACCUGGAGCCCAGGGCAGCCUCCUUGAGUGCCUCAGUUGACAAUGACCUGAGUGACAGUUCAGAGGAAGAGACUGACAGUGAGCAGACUGACACCACGGCUCCUGCUGAUGGGGAAACUACCGCAGAGUCUGAUCAAGAGGAUGAAACGGAAUCCAAGAUCCAGAAUAGUCUUGUAAAGCGAAUCAAAGGUGAAAAUGUGUAUGUCAAACAUAGUAAUCUUAUGUUAGAGGACUUUGACAAAACUCAGGAAGAGGUGGUUAAGCACCAUGCCAGCAUAAAUGAGAUGAAAAGAACAUUCCUGGAAUCUACAUCUGAAAGCGGACCGGACGAAUGGGAAAAGAGGUUAUCUGCCUCUCCAGUUAGAUCCUUUUCAAAGACUGAGGACUUGCCUAUGAUCGAGCCCCUUAUGCCUGAGGAGCAGACCAAAGAGGAUGCUGGUGAGACACUACAAAGCAAGUCUGUGUAUGGACAGAGUGUUGCUGGCCCUGACACUUCUGUGGUGAAAGAUGAUGAAAGACUAGUAAAGGCUGGAGAAGAGGAGGUGAUGGACAAGGAGCCAACUAUUAGUCAUAGCAGCAUGGUGUCUCAUGAAGUUGUGGUCAACAAAACAGUCUCAUCUCCCCCAGAGAAAAUUUUGCUGUCUACAUUGGAAGAAACUGACAUUUCAAAGAAGGGGGAAACAAAAAGAGGUGAUGCUGAAGGUAGCCUGAAAGCUAAAGAAACUGCAAGACAGCGAGGAAUUGAAAGCUCUUAUAUGGGGCCAGCCAUGCAGAAGUAUGAGACCUCAAUGACCAAAUGGAAGACUAGUGAAGAGCCAAUGUUUACCAUUGCUACGGCACACUAUUUUACUGAGUCAACGGGAUCAAGAUUAUUGACAAAGCAGUCUGGUUCGGAAGUAACUUCAAAAAAUGUAGACGUCUCCAAUCUAAUAGAUUCAGCACGAAAACAAAUGGAUGCAAAGGAAUGGGCUUCUGCUUCGUCAUACGGCUGGGCUCAGAAAUCUGAAAUGAAAUCUGAAAUGAAUUGGGAAGUAAGUUCCAAAGUGGUGCAACAUGAAACCCACGAAGAGGAGAAGACGAUGAAGCUUAUGCAGGAAACAAUGGUGAUGGAAGAGGAGCAUGUGAUGAAUGUGCAUGCAAGCGAGGAUGCUUCUGCUCUAUGUGCUAAGCUGGCAGGAGUUGAGAGGGAUACUAUAGCAGAGGCGAGCAAAGCUCAGUCAUCUGGUGAUGCGGGGGACCUGAGUUGCCCGGUGACCAUGGAAACCAAAGAGGAGAAGAGGGAGAUGGCGAGUCCCAAAGUGGAUAAAGCGGUAACUGAAGUUGCAGAAGUACCUGCUUCUGCUCAAGGGUGGGAGGAACAGCCUGAAAUGAUAGGCAAGCCUUCAGAUAAAUCUGAAGAAAAACCUCAGUUUGAGCCACCUGUUGUGAAAACAGAAACUGUCAGCUUUGGCAGUAUGUGUCAGGAGGAUGGGAAGGAAAUCUGCACCAAGGAUGUCCCUGUAGUUCACACUGAGACUAAAACAAUCACCUAUGAAUCAGCAAAGUUGGAUUCGAGUGCUGACAGUGACCCCGGAGUUCUAAUGAGCGCUCAGACGAUCACCUCAGAAACUUCAAGUACUACAACCACUACACACAUCACCAAGACUGUGAAAGGAGGAGUUUCAGAAACACGCAUUGAGAAACGAAUUGUCAUUACAGGAGAUGCUGACAUUGACCAUGAUCAGGCCCUGGCUCAGGCAAUUAAAGAGGCCAAAGAGCAGCACCCUGAUAUGUCUGUGACCAAAGUAGUGGUACACAAAGAGACAGAGAUCACGCCAGAAGACGGAGAUGAUUGACCGCAGGAGUAACCACAUCUUCACAAAAGAAGUACUGCAUACAUAUCAUUAGGAAUGAUUUUGGAGUCUAAAUGGAGUCAUAUACAUGACUUCAUUUGUCCUGAAUCCAUCCACUAAUGACCUUUCGCAUCAAGCAUACUGGAGCACGUUGUAUGAGGACCCUCUCACUAAAUAAGAACAUUGGCAAAAACCUCAUUCCAGCAUAUCCAAACGGCAGAUGAAUAUUGCAUGAUUAGAAUAAACCUUUGUCACAAAAGGAAUAAUGAAAAAAGCAUUUUCCAAAUUCGUAUAGUAAGGCGUCCACAUCUCUUAAGUUAUCAUUUUAUCAGCUGGUUUAAACAACAAAGGAUACAUCAGAUCAUUAAUGUUUUAAAAGAAAUGGGAAAAUCCUUCCUUUGACAAUUUAAAGAAAUACUAUAGCUGAUAUUAAGAUAAAUAAGUUGGCAGUAAUUCAUUUUAAUUGUACUUGGUUUCAUUUAUAAGCAAGUAAUUUUCACCCCAAAGCUGGUGAAAAAUGUUAAUUGUUUUGAGGGAUUAUGUCAUACCUUACAGUAGAUGUGCCAAUGGCAGUGCAAGUCCAUAUCUAUUAUCAUACUAAGCAACUUGAAGCUUAUAACUGGAAACCUUGAUAUACAAUGGUAAUGCCUGUGAAAACAUAAAUAACCUUACACAGAUUAGAACAACUUGUUUUGCUGCAUCUUGUGCUUUGUCAGCAUAAUUUGAUGUCACCUAACAGAUUUUUUUUAAAGAAGUAUAUAUAUAUAUAUAAAUAUAUAUUUUACUUGAAUGAUUUGGUUUUGUUAGAUGAGCACAUUCUUUUAAGUUAGAUCCAAAGGGCCAGGUAGAGUAAUCCAUCAAUAGUGGUAGAUGUUGACUUCCUUUAGAGGAGAUGUCAGUAUUCCUUUUUAAACUGAGUCUGUUUUGCUCGGUUUAUGUUGCAAGUGAAUGUGUCUGCUCUAGAAGGAAUUUCUCUGUUUACUACCUGUGACCUCCUUUUUCAUCAUUGACUAUGACGGCAUUGAUUCUUCAUAAACACUCUGUGUAGACUCCAGAUUCAGAGCAAAGCCUUAAACUAAACAGAACAUAAUAGCAAAUCCCAUUGAAAGCUUUCAAAUCAUGAAGCGUUUAUGAUUUACAGAAGACCACACAGCUAACUAAUAGGGUAUUAUACUUUCAUUAAAUUUUUUGCUGCGAUGUAAUAAAUGUUGAAUGUAUGUUUCUUCAUGGUGAAAUAAAAGUGGUAAAGGCA